AUGGCCAACACCCAGAUGCAGGUGGCUCCUGCACCCAACAUCCCAACGGCGACUGCAGAGGACCUGCCCCUGCCACCACCCCCAGCCCUGGAGGAUCUGCCACCACCACCGCCCAAAGAAUCCUUCUCCAAGUUCCACCAGCAGCGCCAAGCUAGCGAGCUCCGCCGCCUCUACAGGCACAUCCACCCUGAGCUCCGCAAGAACCUGGCAGAGGCUGUGGCUGAGGACCUGGCAGAGGUUCUGGGCUCUGAGGAGCCCACCGAGGGUGACGUCCAGUGCAUGCGCUGGAUCUUUGAGAACUGGCGGCUGGAUGCCAUUGGAGACCACGAGAAGCCAGCUGCCAAGGAGCCCGUGGUGAGUGGCAAUGUCCAGGCCACCUCCCGCAAGUUUGAGGAAGGCUCCUUUGCCAACAGCACAGACUGCACGCUGGCCGGACCCCGGCCAUCUGGAGGGGACGUUCGUGCAGCCCGCUGGCUAUUUGAGACAAAGCCACUGGCUGAGCUGACAGGCCAGGCCGAGGCGUCAGAGGCUACAGUGAGGGAGCCCGCAGCCAGUGGGGACGUCCAGGGUACCAGGAUGCUCUUUGAGACACGGCCGCUGGACCGCCUGGGCUCCCGCCCCUCCCUGCAGAAGCAGAGCCCCUUGGAGCUGCACUCAGAAAUCCAAGAGCUGAAGGGUGAUGUGAAGAAGACGGUGAAGCUGUUCCAAACAGAGCCACUGUGCGCCAUCCAGGAUGCAGAAGGCACCAUCCACGAGGUCAAGGCCGCGUGCCGGGAGGAGAUCCAAAGCAACACGGUGCGGUGCGCCCGCUGGCUCUUCGAGACCCAACCCCUAGAGGCCAUCAACCGGGACCCCAGCCAGGUGCGGGUGAUCCGUGGCAUCUCCCUGGAGGAGGGGGCUCGGCCUGACGUCAGCGCCACUCGCUGGAUCUUUGAGACGCAGCCCCUGGAUGCCAUCCGGGAGAUCCUGGUGGAUGAGAAGGACUUCCAGCCGUCCCCGGACCUCCUCCCUUCCGGGCCUGAUGUUCAGCAUCAGCGGCAUCUGUUUGAGACCCGAGCCCUGGACACGCUGAAGGGGGACGAGGAGGCUGGGACAAAGUCCCCACCCAAGGAGGAAGUCAUCCCUGGUGACGUCCGCUCUACUCUGUGGCUGUUUGAGAUGAAACCCCUGGACACGCCCAGAAACCAGGUCCAAGUGGGUCAUCUGCAGCGGGUGGAGUCCCAGGAUGGCAAGGGGCUUACGUGUGAGCCCCUACCCAGAGACAGCUCCUCAGCACUUCCUCAGAGCAUCCCCCAGAGGGACAGGGUGAAGGGGGAUGUGAAGACCUUCAAGAACCUUUUUGAGACCCUUCCCUUGGACAGCAUCGGGCAGGGCAAGCCUCUGGCCCAGGGAACUGAGGCUGCUGGGCAGUCCCAGGACAUAGGGUCCCCGGUGUAUGCCAUGCAGGAUGCCAAGGGCCACCUCCACGCCCUGACCUCUGUCAGCAGAGAGCAGGUAGUUGGAGGUGAUGUGCAGGGCUACAAGUGGAUGUUCGAGACACAGCCCCUAGACCAACUGGGCCGAAGCCCCAGUACUGUUGAUGUGGUGCGGGGCAUUACCCGGCAGGAAGUGGUGGCUGGGGACGUGGGCACUGCUCGGUGGCUCUUUGAGACCCAGCCCCUGGAGGUGAUCCACCAGCGCGAACGGCAGGAACGACAGCAGGAAGAGGGGAAGAGUCAGGGAGGCCCCCAGCCAGAGGCACCCCCGAAGGGCGAUGUGCAGACCAUCCGGUGGUUGUUUGAGACUUGCCCAAUGAGUGAGCUGGCAGAGAAGCAGGGGUCAGAGGUCACAGACCCCACCACCAAGGCCAAAGUCCAGUCCUGCACCUGGAUGUUUGAUCCCCCACCCCUGGACAGGCCAGAGGGUUCCAAGGAGCAGCAUCUGCGGGUUGGCCAGGUGCAGGCUGGGCAAAAGCAGACAGAUGGACAUGUCUUUGAGACUGAGCCUCUGCAGACCGUGGGCCGUCCCUGCGGGAAAGGGCCUGUGCGAUAUUGCAGCCGAGUGGAGAUCCCUUCAGGACAGGUGUCUCGUCAGAAGGAGGUUUUCCAGGCCCUGGAGGCAGGCAAGAGGGAAGACCAGGGGUCCAGGGAAACCCCUGGACCCAUCCCUGGGGGUUCUGUGCACAAGUUCACCUGGCUUUUUGAGAAUUGCCCUAUGGGCUCCCUAGCAGCUGAGAGCAUCCGAGGGGACAACCUCCAGGAAGAGCAGCCUGCGGGCCCCUUGGGCAAUGGGGCGCUAGAGAGGCAGGAGACUGCAGCUCAGGGGACCCUGCAGACACUGUAUGCCACGCCUGGCAUCCUGCACCAUGGAGGCAUCCUCAUGGAGGCCCGAGGGCCCAAGGAGCUCUGCCUUGCCAAGUACAUGCUCCCAGGCCUAGGGCAGGGGCGCCCCCACAUACUGAAGGAGGAGCUGGUGUCUGGAGAGCUUCCCAGGAUCGUCCGCCAAGUGCUACACCGGCCAGAUGUGGAGCAGCAGGGGCUGCUGGUGCGGGAGGACCCGGCAGGCCAGCUCCGGCUCACGACGCUGAGGCUGCUGGCUCCAGGCAGCAGUGGGAGUGUCGCUGACAUGGACCCUGAGCUCCAGCAAUUGCUGGCUUGUGGCCUGGGGGCCUCGGUCACAAGGACUGGGCUGGUAAUGCAGGAGACAGAGCAGGGCCUGGUUGCACUGACCGCCUACUCGCUGCAGCCCUGGCUAGCCAGCAGGGCCCCUGAGAGGAGCAGUGUGCAGCUGUUAGCCAGCUGCAUAGAUAAAGGAGACCUCAACAGCCUGCACAGUCUGCGCUGGGAGCCACCAGCUGACCCAAGUCCAGUGCCAGCCAGCGAGGGGGCACAGAGGCUGCCCCCAACUGAGAACAUCAUCCAUGUCCCCCCACUGGAUCCCAGCAUGGGGAUGGGGCAUCUGCAAGGCCCAGGGGUUACUCCCUGCCCCCCCCAGGCCAUUGGGAAGGCAGUCCCUCUGGCUGGGGAGGCUGCAGCCCUAGCCCACUUGCAGGACAAGGAAAAGCAGCAAGACAGUCAUGCCAGGCAGAAAGGGACGGUAACCUUAGGAAAGUCGGCAGGAGCCACAACUACGCCCCCGGGUCCUGGGGCCCCUGACCUCCAGGCUGCCAUGCAGAGCCUGCGGAUGGCAACAGCUGAAGCCCAAAACCUGCACCAGCAAGUGCUGAACAAGCACAAGCAGGGCCCUGCCCCUGCAGCCACCUCCACGCCCUUCCAGAAGGGUCUUCUGCAAGCACCAGCCAUGGCCACUGGGGCUCCCCAGAGAAACACCAGGCCUGUGGCCAGAAGGGACCCCGGGGUCCCAGCAGCCCCCAGAAAGGUCAGUGGGGAAGAGAAAGCACUGCUCGGAGGGCUGCCUGGGGGGUGGGGGACGAUUCAGGAUGGUGUCUAUGCUGCUCACCCCGUGAGGACCUUUGACCCACUCAGAGGUGUCAAGCCUUCCGAGAGGGAAUCCCCGCCAAGGGGCAGGGAGACUGCCCUCUCGGCCCAGGCUCCCGGCCCACUCCAAGGAGACCCAGGUCAGAGUCUUGGACCAGGGCAGAAGGAGCCUGGGGGCCACACACAGAGGACCUGGGGACCUCUGGGGAAGGCGAUGGCAAAAGUCGAUCCAGGGGACCUUCAGGCUGCAGAGACCACCCUGAAGGCUAACCCUUUAGCCCACCCCACUCUGGCCUCUGGGCCUCGGGCUGCAGGUGCCAGCCUGCCCUCCCAUAAUGCCUCUGUUCCUCCUCCUCCUACUCUCCCAGCUGCUGUGACAGGACCUGACUGCCCAGCCCACGCCAACCAUGAAGAAGACUCCAUCCAGCAGGCCUCCAAGUCCCUUCUCCACUCCCAAAGCUUCCCUGCUGGCCAGAGAACCCUGGGGGCAUCACAGAGAGAGACCCUGAAACUAGAGUCUACCACACCCCCAAGGAAGAAGCCCCAGCUGCCCCCCAAACCUGCACACCUAACACAGAUUCCCCCUCCCCAGAGGCUGCCCAAGCCCUCAGCUCCGUCUCCCAGCUCCUCCUUGCAGGUGGGGCAAGGAGAACACAGAAAAGGCAAGACUGAUACAGCCAUCCAGCAAGUGGCCAAGGUCCCAACCCCUGCAGGCAAGGGGCAUGCACCUCUAGCUGGGUGCCCCACUGGACAGCACCAACCCAGCCCCCAACAUGGCCUCAGCACCAUGGCCCCCAGGCCCACCAAGAGUCAGACAGUAGACAGCAAUGCCCAGGGCUCUGAGCCCUCCAAGCUUGGAGAGCCCAGCAGCAACCCUACUUCACCACAGGAGAUCUCCAGCUCCCCAGGGAAGCAGCCCAAGGAAGAUCCCACACAGAGGGCACUUGGGAGUCCUGAGAUUCUGCAGGGACACCAGCAAGAGCUCCAGGGCCUCCUGAGCCAGGUACAAGCCCUGGAGAAGGAGGCCAUCAGCAGUGUGGAUGUGCGGGCACUGAGGAGGAUCUUUGAGGCUGUGCCCCAGCUGGGAGGGGCUGCCCCUCAGGCUGCUGCUACCCCCUGCAAGUCUGAGGCCUCAGUGGAGCAGGCCUUUGGGGAACUGACACGGGUCAGCACUGAGGUGGCCCGGCUGAAGGAGCAGACCCUGGCCAGGCUGCUGGACAUUGAGGAGGCUGUGCGCAAGGCCCUCAGCUCCAUGUCUAGCCUCCAACAUGAGGCUAAUGCCAGGGGUGGUUCUCAGGGAUCCCCAAAGAACCACAGUGCUCAGAAGGUCGGUAUCACAGACAGCAAUAGAACCAGGCCCAAUUGGUCAGGCCAGGAGGCCAGGGGGCAAACUGGGGUCAAGAGCCAAAUCAAGAUUGGAUGCCAUGCUGAGGUCCAGGGUGGAGCUAAAGUCAGAGGUCAAGCAGCCUCAACUGCCCCUCCUACCAGGAGGCUGGAGACAUUGAGAGAAAAUUCAGGCCUCCCUCGAGACUUGCCUUCCCACAAAGGAUCACCUUCCUCCCCAACCUUCAUCUCCAUUGAGUCAGCCACAAGGAAACCUCCAGAGACUCCCAGUCCCAAAGGCAGUCCUGAUGUGUCAGUGAAAAGUACACACCUGGCCCAGGACAGGGGUCAAACCCUGCUCCAGCAGGAACUUGUCCAGGACAAGGCCAGCAGGAAGGAGGUCCCCCAGUGCUCUGGACAGCCCAGGCUUGCCCCUGCCUCGGCCAGCCCCCUGCCCACAGGGUGGCAGAAAAGUGUUCUGGAGCUGCAGACUGGACCAGAGGGCUCCCAGAGCUACGGAGCCACGAGAACCAUGACUGAGCAAUAUGAGGAGGUGGACCAGUUCGGGAACACAGUCCUCUCGUCCUCCACCACAGUCACUGAGCCAGCAGAGCCGGCCAGGGGCCCGGGCCCCCACCUGGAGCUCCAUAUCUCACCCUUGCUGCGGCAGUUCCUGCACCGGCCAGCAGGGCUCAGCAGUGGCCUGGCGGAAGCCGGGGUGGCGUACGUGCCCCACGGCCACUCCCAGCCAACUGCCCAGUGA
Choloepus didactylus (southern two-toed sloth) is the source of this 5502-nucleotide messenger RNA. RefSeq names its product xin actin binding repeat containing 1 (gene XIRP1). Gene Ontology annotation, molecular function: actin filament binding. Gene Ontology annotation, biological process: actin cytoskeleton organization; actin filament organization. The record is from RefSeq and is a predicted model, not a curated record. Gene Ontology annotation, cellular component: focal adhesion; stress fiber. The transcript has a single exon. Lineage: Eukaryota; Metazoa; Chordata; Mammalia; Pilosa; Megalonychidae. The coding region runs from base 1 to 5502 and encodes 1833 amino acids.